Messenger RNA from Fraxinus pennsylvanica, 543 nucleotides. The record is from the annotation of a GenBank genome assembly. NCBI's taxonomy places the organism in Eukaryota, Viridiplantae, Streptophyta, Magnoliopsida, Lamiales, Oleaceae.
AUGGACUCGUAUUCCUAUUCAUCAUCGUCUUCUUCUUAUUCUUUGUCUUCAAAUAAUAUUUAUUCACACCAAGAAGAAGAAAAGAGAGGCAAAUAUAACUCGAGUUUUCGUUCUGCACUCCAUUCUGUUCGUAAACUCCCAAUGAAGCCGAUGAAGAAACCGAUAGCACCUUUUCCACCAAUCCCACCAAAAGUCUACAAGGUGGAUCCUGAUAAUUUUAAAGAGGUUGUCCAAAAGCUUACUAGUGCAACUGAAUUCCAUACAACGCGGCUGCAGGAGGUGGCGCCGCCACCUCUCAACCUUUCUCCACCGUGGCAACAGCCACUAGUUCAUCCUGAUCAAGUUAAAACACCACCAGCUUCCAAAUUCAGUGAUUUUAUGACUGAAACACACAAGGAAAAGGCCAUAAAGCCAUCAGAUCACAUUUUUGGAGCCCUCAGUCCUCUUGGGUUCAAUAUGUCACCAUCAUCUCUUGCAUGGUGUUCAUCUGUUCUUUUCAGUCCUGGAACUCUGUCUCCUCUUGGGUCAAGUGCAGUUCUUUAG